AGCUAAAAUACCUUUAAAACUGAAGGCCAGCAUUGCUGAACAUUCCUGGUAUCCUCAUGAAUGCAUCUACAUAAGGAAGUCAGAGAAAAUGUCUAGUGAUACAGAUUCAAGUUCAGCUGAUGUCGGCAACUAUAGUGGUAGUUCUCAUUGUUUAAUGAUGUUAUUCAAGGCAUUACCAAAUGUGCCAGUGUUAAGAAACCAUGUCACAUGACAGAUAUUUAGCAUAAGAGAAGAAAUAACUUAGGGGUUUGGGAUCAGUAUGUGGAAGGGGCAGUAUACCAGGUAUCUUGGACAGCAGGACAAAGAUGAAUGGUUGAGUGGUGGUGCACACCUAUAAUCCCAGUUACUCCAGAGGCUGAGUCAGGAGAAUCGCUCCUAGCCCAGGAGUUUGAGGCUUGCCUGGGUAACAUAGCAAAAAAAGUUAAAAAUUAAAAUUAAAAUAAAACAAAGAUGAAUGAGUGAAAACUUUAUGGAGAUGUGUGAGUAGAAAAGACUGAGGUGAAUGGCACUGCCACCUGUGGGCAGGGCCCCCUUUUGAGAUUGGUAUGUUCAUUAGAUGAGGCUGGGGACUCCAUUGUGGAUACCAAUAAAGAAUGUAUUAGAUGGGAGACUAAAAAUCUGUAUAGUUCUCAGACUGGAUUACUCUUUGAUUUUCCAAAUGAAGAUUAUAGAAAAUGAUGCCAGCCCAGUAGUGUCAAGUUUCUCAGCCACACUAAAAGUCCAACAAGUAACUACAAAUUCUUCUCAUUCAGGAGCACAGCACCAUGCAGAAGUUACAUUGCACGCAAGUUGACAAGAUUGUAGCACAGUAUGACAAAGAGAAGUCGACUCAUGAGAAAAUCCUAGAGAAAGCAAUGAAGAAGAAGGGGGGAAGUAAUUGUCUCGAAAUGAAAAAAGAAACAGAAAUCAAAAUUCAGACACUAACAUCAGAUCACAAAUCUAAGGUCAAAGAGAUCGUGGCACAGCACACAAAGGAGUGGUCAGAAAUGAUCAACACCCACAGUGCUGAGGAGCAAGAAAUCCGGGACCUGCACCUUAACCAGCAGUGUGAGCUACUGAGAAAGCUGCUGAUCAGUGCUCACGAGCAGCAAACCCAGCAGCUGAAACUGUCCCAUGACAGGGAAAGCAAAGAAAUGAGAGCCCACCAGGCUAAGAUUUCUAUGGAAAAUAGCAAAGCCAUCAGCCAAGAUAAAUCUAUCAAGAAUAAAGCAGAACGGGAAAGGCGAGUCAGGGAGUUAAACAGUAGCAACACUAAAAAGUUUUUAGAAGAAAGAAAGCGACUUGCAAUGAAGCAGUCCAAAGAAAUGGAUCAAUUGAAAAAAGUACAACUUGAACACCUAGAAUUUCUAGAGAAACAGAAUGAACAGCUUUUGAAAUCCUGUCAUGCAGUGUCCCAAACGCAAGGCGAAGGAGGUGCAGCAGAUGGUGAAAUUGGAAGCCGAGAUGGACCGCAGACCGGCAACAGUAGUGUGAAGCUCCAAAAUGCAAACUGAAGCAACAAAACCACAAAACACCAGAUCAUUCCCAACUUCUGAACACAAACUCCAUGGACAAAAGCAUUUUUCUUUUGUGUUUCCUUUAUGUGUAGACAAGAUGUUACCUGAAGCCCAGAGACUUGGGAUGACUUAUGUACUUCUGUUUAACAGUUUGAGUAUUGAGUUUCCUUGGCCAACCAAAAAUAGCUAUGAAUCCACAAAAAUCUCCUCUUCUAGUCAGGCAGAGUGUAACCAUUGAUAAUACAACUUAAACAUGUUUGCCAUAAGAUACCAUCACAAGUAAAUGAGCUUGGUGUUAACAACUCUGCUUUGUGAUGCAUUAAAACAUGUUUGAGCUGCAGCAAAAAUAGUGCAUUAGCAAUUUAAUGGCAAGCGCAUGCACUAAAAGAAAAACAAAAACUCUGUCUACAUUAGCAGAAGUGGUGGUCUGCUAGGCAAAUGGUUUUCCAGAAUUUUUCUAUAUCUGAGUUACCUCAUCAGUAAGUGCCAUGUCUUUACCAUGCUAUAAGAAGCUAAUUUCCUAUAAAAGUUUGUGGAAAUCAUUAGAACAAUAGAGAAAUAUAACAGAAGAGUGUACCUGUGCCAAAACUCAUCAUUGCUCAAAGGGGAACUCUGUUAGGCUCAUUUAAGAAAGUUUACGUCUGACACUGCUUUAUAGGAAUUGCUUCUGCAGAUCCCAGAUAUUAUAAUUCACUAUUACACCGUACAGAUUGUGAAGUGGUUAUUGGCAAAUGUUUGUAAAUGUGACCAUGUAUAAAGUAUUUAUACUCCUUAAUUCACACUGUUAUAGAGCAAAAUCAUCUAAGUAUUGCCACAUGACAAGAUUAGUAAACAGGACUACUAGAACUAUGUUUUGCAUGAUAAACAAGCACCAAUUAAGACUAAUCCGUUCAGACACAGUUAACCUAAUGCCAAAUAAACACUGGUUAAAUAAAUGUAUGGCACAGAAUAUAAUUUGACUAUGAAGACUUUUAGCAUUAUGAAAAAGUCUAUAUAUAAUGUGUAUAUGAAUUAUGUGGGCAUUCUUGAUACUUCAAGUUCUAGUUUGAAAAAAAUACAUAACUAAUUUAAUUUUACACAAGAAUAUUUAUGCAGAUUUUCAGAAUUUCAUAUCAGGAAAUAACCUUUUUAUGUCUGUUAAAUAUCCAAACAAUUUGCUACAGUGUUACUCUGCAUGGUCUUUACGCCUGCUAUAGUUGUGUUGCAGACAGCGCAUGAAGAAGUACAAUGCUGGGAAUUGAGCCAUGCCGCCACAGCCGGGAGGAGCGCAUGGAGACCUGGUAGCCUAAAACUAAUCAGAGUACUGAUUUUAAGACACAAAAUGCCAACCAAAUUGUUGUAUAUGCUUGUACAAAUUGGUUCUGUGUGUUCCUCUGAACAAAGCAGGGAAAAUGAUAUCAUCAAUAUUGAAAUUCAACUUCCAACUUCUCUAAUAAAAAAUGAAAACACAUUUAACACUUGUCAGUAUUUGC
Messenger RNA from Castor canadensis (American beaver), 2968 nucleotides. The record is from RefSeq and is a predicted model, not a curated record. NCBI's taxonomy places the organism in Eukaryota, Metazoa, Chordata, Mammalia, Rodentia, Castoridae.